GCAAUCAUGUUUACAAUCAUUGUGGAUUCUGUUUUCUGUGCUUUUGCGGGCAUGAAUUAUUGAAACUGGUCAAGAGAAAUGCUGUUUGGAUAAUUUAGAUGCAAUAAAGGUAUGAUUUAAACGCUAUGCAGCUGCUGCUUCUGCUAAUGGGUGUACAGGACCUUCACCGAUGAUUCACACCGAUUUGUUUACAUCAUACCGAUGAAGCGGGGCGCGAUUUGCAUGAUAACAAACGAAAGUGAAAGUGAGCGUCUUCGAUAAGAAGAGGGACACGAUGGAAAGUGACGAUAAAAGUGAUAUCAAAAUCAAGGAAAAACUCAACCUCCACGUGAAGAAGCGUUUGCAGGAAACGGUCAAAGAUUCGCCACCCGAUAAACAUGAACCCAAGGACAAGAACAGCUCUACGGCGGGAGCUAAUGCAACCGGAGCUCCAAGAACGAAAAGACAGAAAACCAAGAAUGGAUCUAAAAAUACAUCAAAUACGCCAACAACGGCAGUCGUUUCAUCUACCCCUGCUACGGCUAUUCGAACAAACGAUCUGCUUCUGUCGCCUGGUGCAGCAAACAGUAAUGAUACAACCAACAGUAGCAUCAAUUCCACCGAUCAGGACGGAGAGUUGAACGACCGGGAAGCGUGUGACAAGGGUGAUAGGCCGGCCAAGUCCAGCCAACGAAUGGACAUAUUUGCGAUGAUAUUAAAUCAAAAGAAAAGCUCACUGAUGUGUGAUCCUGAGGUGAUCCAGUUUAUGAAAAGUCUCACCGAAAGCAAAAAAUGAAGAUCUUAUCCUUGACAUCGCUAUGUGUUCAGGUUGCCUAUGUAGCCGUUGCUUUUGUACGCAAGUCAUUAUGCUGAAAGGCUCAAAUAUAAACAA
Molecule: messenger RNA, 871 nt
Organism: Anopheles moucheti
Lineage: Eukaryota; Metazoa; Arthropoda; Insecta; Diptera; Culicidae
Exons: 1
Coding region: 275-775 (166 amino acids)
Source: RefSeq, a predicted model, not a curated record